AUGGGCGAGAGAAUCGUUUCGAUCAACGGUACCUCCAGCGAACGAGUGACCCACAACGAGUGCGCCCAACUUCUUCGACAAAGCCCACAAAACGUUGUCCUCGAGGUGUCACCUGGCGACCAAGAGAUGCAAUAUAUGAGCCAAUAUCUUGUCCAGCACUCCGAUAGGCAAAAACAACCGCAUGUCAGUGCUAUGGUAGAUGUAGUGCUCUUCCGAGGCGCUGACGGCCUUGGCUUCUCUAUUGUUGGAGGAAAAGACUCUCCAAAGGGCGAUUUGCCUAUUUACAUCAAAACAGUGUCCGGAGGUGCCGCCCUGCGCAGCGGAAAGCUCAAGCGCGGCGACCAGAUAGUCUAUGUCAACGGAACAUCGCUCGAAGGAUACACCCGGCAGGAUACAGUCAACAUGCUCAAACAUCUCGAGGGCGAAAUUGUCCUCAGCAUCGUCCCUGCCUAA
Oikopleura dioica is the source of this 453-nucleotide messenger RNA. NCBI's taxonomy places the organism in Eukaryota, Metazoa, Chordata, Appendicularia, Copelata, Oikopleuridae. The record is from the annotation of a GenBank genome assembly.